This is a messenger RNA of Leptopilina heterotoma, 5380 nucleotides long. It is a transcript of the gene fra, whose product is annotated as neogenin. Gene Ontology annotation, cellular component: membrane. The record is from RefSeq and is a predicted model, not a curated record. Gene Ontology annotation, molecular function: protein binding. The transcript is spliced from 26 exons. NCBI's taxonomy places the organism in Eukaryota, Metazoa, Arthropoda, Insecta, Hymenoptera, Figitidae. The coding region runs from base 582 to 5045 and encodes 1487 amino acids. Gene Ontology annotation, biological process: cell-cell adhesion.
UACACACACAAGUAUAUUUUCAGUUAAUAUGCGUGCAAAUUUAAGAACCACGCGUGAAAAACCGGUGUGCCUAUUCCUUUAAAUUCAAAUUAUCUCAAUGGCUAAUUGCCCAGUGAAAAUUUUGGAUGUAAAUUUAUUAAAAUUUGAUGAAAAAAUGUGACUAGUUUGCGAUAAUAAGUUCUAAUUUAAAGGGACAAAAGCCGAAAUUAAAAAAUGAGUGGGGUUUGUUUGCCUGUAGCGUCGGGGCGCCUCGGUCUAUUUCACUUUCAAAAUGGCGUCGAGUGUCAAAUCGUCUAGAGACGGGAAACAAUGCGGAGGCGAAAAUGCCUUUUUCCAUGUUUUAUCUUUAAUUCAUUAAGAAAUUGAAUGAAAAAAAAUGAGAAAAAUAAAGUGCAUAAAAACAGGAAUGCAAUUGUAUUUUGUGUAAUGGAUGAGAAUAACGUGUGUGAUAGCUGAAAACUUUAAUUUAAAAAAAAAUUUUAAAGAAGGUAGUCACGCGUGUUUUGUGUGUGUGUGAAUGAAGGGAAGAAAUUUCAUGAGAUUUUGCACCACUUUCGGAGUCUGUGACACUUGCUGGUUCAAUGGAGCGGAUUUUCAUCCUCGGGGUGACUUUAUUGACAGUUGUUGAUCAAGUGAUCAGCGCUGGAGGAAUACAAUUCACUGUUGAGCCUGAAGACAUUGUUGUGGAGCAAGGAGGACCGGCGAGAUUAGACUGCCAGGCGAAAAGUGUUUUUGGAGAGGCAAAAAUCGAAUGGCGAACUGACGAUGGACAACCGAUAACAUUUUUUGGCGAUAAUUAUAGAUCACAGUUGCCUAAUGGAUCGCUGUACAUUAGCAGUGUCUAUUCUGGUAAUCCAGAAUUAACAGGGGGUUACCAGUGUCUUGCAUCCGUCGAUAAUGUUGGAUCAAUCGUCUCUCGGUCUUCUUCAAUUAGACUUGCAAGUCUGCCAGGAUUUGAGAAGGAGCCACAAAACACAAUUGUCAAUGAGGGACAAGUCGUUUAUUUCAGCUGUUCACUCUCAAUGUUUUCUAAGCAAAUAGAAAUAAAGUGGUUAAAGGACGAGCAUACAUUAAUGCUCGAUGACACACGAAUGACAAUUCUUCCUUCAGGAGCUUUGGAAAUUGACGACGUAAGGAUUCAAGAUGCUGGAGUUUACAUGUGUAAUGCAAGCGGUUUUGGACAAUACAGACUCAGUAAUAAAGGACAACUCACGAUGCUGCCGUAUGAUAACGAUCAAGCGACGGCUCCAGUGUUUAUUGCAAAACCCAUGGAACAAGUGGCUGUUGAGGGAUCGAGUGUCACUUUAGAAUGUGCCGUUAAUGGAAAUCCAAAACCAUCGGUUUCAUGGCUGAAGGACGGCGUAGCGAUUGAUUUGGCCUUAUUUGGUUCACGAUAUUUACAAUUGGCGUCUUCCAGUUUGAUGAUUAUGGAAAUUAAGGAAGAGGAUCAUGGUUCUUAUCAGUGUCGAGCCAAAAAUAAAGUCGAAACUUUGGACGCUGUCGCCGAAGUUUACGUACAAGUUCCGCCGAAAUUUAUAAAACGACCGCAGGAUAAAACGGCCAAUGAAAAUCAGGAUUUGGAAUUUGAAUGUGAAAUUCAUGGGAAACCAGAGCCGAAAGUAACGUGGUUGAAGAAUGGUGAACGCAUUAACUUUAGCGAAUAUUGGCAACUUGCCAGUGGACACAAUCUCAGGAUAAAUGGUCUUCUAGCAAUUGACGCAGGAAUUUUUCAGUGUAUCGGUAUUAAUCCUGCAGGCAGUAUUCAAGCAUCAGCACGUCUCACAAUUAAUCUACCGAAAAAAGUGAAUUCACGCAAGGCAACGACACCAAAGUCAAUGCCCAAGAAGAAAUUGCAGUUUCAUCGACAAUUGUAUAAUAAUACGUGGCAACAUCCAAGUACACUAUUGGGACAUACAUUGUCCGCUUAUACACAAAAUCCUCCCCUUUCAAUAAGUCCAUCCGAUGAUCCUUCAGAUCUUUUGGAUUCAAUUAGAGGUCCCAAUCCAUCUUACGAUCCAGACUCACGUUUUAUAGACGAUACAGAAACAUUCGAGUCAAUUGGAGGUAGCGUUCCAUCAGCGCCGAGAAAUUUGAGUCUCGUCAUUGUUGAGUCACGAUUUAUCACACUUCGAUGGCAGGAACCGGAAGACACAAAUGGAAAUAUCACCGCCUAUUAUGUUUAUUAUAAGCAGGAGAACUCGCAAAGAGAACGAGUGAUUAACACGUCUCAUAAACAGACGGAGGCUGUCAUUCCCAGUUUGCAGCCGAGCACAACAUACAAUUUCCGUAUUAUUGCGCACAAUUCUCAUGGCACUGGAUCGUCAAGUGAAAUUUUGCGUGUCACUACACAUUCUGAGGUAAAUGUACCCGGUCCACCAAUGAAUUUUGACGGUCAUCCUACGAGUAGUUCGAGUAUUGCUUUAUCCUGGGAGGAACCACAAUUGUUAAAUGGAAAAAUUUCCAAAUACAUUGUCACCUAUUCGGAGGAGGACGACGAAGAAAGUAAAGGCGAGACAUUGGGUACAACGUAUGAAUUGAUUAAUCUCGUGCCUUAUACUGAAUAUACAAUUUGGGUUCAAGCUGAGAAUGAAAAUGGACCCGGUGCCUCGAGUAAUGAGAUUGUUAUUCGCACGUACAGUUCUCAACCAACAAAACCCCCGCAUAAUGUCACACUUGAAGCAGCAAGUUCAACGAGCGUUAUAAUACGUUGGGAACCGCCACUCGACGGACAAAAUGGAAUUAUUAUUGGCUAUAAAAUUCGUUAUAAAAAACAAGAUCGACGCAAUAUGUUUCAUCCAAUAACAACGGAAAGUAAUCAACGAUUUCACACUCUCUCCGAUCUCGAAGAACAUGUCUCGUAUCAAGUGAGAAUUUGUGCCUUUAACGUUAAUGGAACAGGACCAUGGUCGGACUGGAUGUCAAUUGAAACAUAUGAAAAUGAUCUUGAUGAAUCUGUCGUGCCAAAUGAACCGGAAAAUUUUAAAGGCGAAGCAACAUCGAACUCGAUUUAUGUCAAGUGGAAUGCUCCUAAAGAUCAGAGUAUAAAAGUCAGAGGUUACGUUCUAACGUGGGGAAAAGGAUAUCCGGAUGUUGAUAGAGUUGAUCUCGAUGGCAAGCAGCGAUACUACACUAUCGAAAAUCUCGAUCCAUUGUCUGAAUAUGUAUUCGCAUUGAGAGCAAUGAAUGAAGCUGGCGGUGGUUCAAUAGCGUACGUAAAAGUUUGGACUACCGCGGUUUCUUUGCCAGAAUCAUCUACACCUCUAUUGCCGCCAGUGGCUCUUAAAGCCAUUGUUAUUUCUUCUACAACUGUCGUUUUGUAUUGGACGGACUCGACGCUCUCUAAAAAUCAAUACGUGACUGAUAAUAGACACUAUUCUGUUCGAUUCACAAUCUUCCAUCACAGUAUUACUCCCAAGUACAAGUAUUACGACUCCACGGAUUUGAAUUGCAUGAUACAUGAUCUAAAACCCUUCACGCAGUACGAGUUUGCUGUUAAACUUGUCAAGGGAAAACGCCAAUCUCCAUGGAGCAUGGUAGUUUUAAAUCAAACCCAAGAGGCGGCACCAAGUUCACCACCUCGGGAACUAACAGUUCAAAGUGUUAAUGAGAGACCAACUUCUGUUCUUAUUACCUGGCAGUCUCCGAAACUAUCGAAUGGACCCAUUACAGGCUAUAUAAUAUUUUAUUCGAUCGAUAAUACAAAAGUCGAGGGAGAUUGGCUUGUGGAGGGUGUAAUUGGAGAUAAAGAGGAAUUUAUAGUCAAAGGACUGAAUCCUAGUACAGUAUAUUAUUUUAAGAUGAAAGCUCGUAAUUCAAAAGGAUAUGGACCGUUUUCAAGCACUGUUAAUUUUAAAACACCUCAAAGUAAUGGCAAGGAUUUCUAUGAUGAUUUGCAUGGUCGAGAUGGACGAGGACUUUCGGGAAUAUUAAUUUACAUAAUUGUUGGAUGUUCCGUUAUUCUUCUUAUGGGUGUUGCUGGUGUCGUUGUUGUUUGCUGUCGAAGAAAUCCCGAUUCAUCAGAACGAAAGAAAGGAUAUUUGAAUGAGCCGAAUCAAAAGACAAAUAUUAAGCCGCCGGACUUGUGGAUUCAUCACGAUCAAAUGGAAUUAAAAGCCCUUGAAAAAUCGUCAGUUAAUGGCGAGGCGUCAACAAGCGGUGUUUCUAGUAAUACUCUUCCGCGAUCAAAUAAUCAGGAUUACAAUCAAGAAAGUAUGCAUGGGAAUUCAAGUUCACUGGACAAACGUACUUACAUACCAAGUUAUAUGGGCAACAACGAUGAGAAAUGCUCGACCCUAAGCCGACAGCAGAGUCGAGGAAGCCAUAAACCUAAACCUAAACUCAUUACCCUUCCAGUUGACAGUGCACCAUUUAGUCAACCAGUAGCCACUGCAACGCCAAUUGUGAACAACAGCAUUUCGCAGUCGACAAUUCACAGUUCCUGCGGCGAUGUGGCACCUCUCAGGCAAAAUUAUCCCCGCCCUGCAGCUCAAUAUAGUCUUAAUCGAGCCCACAUUACUUUAGAGCCUACGCCGGAAUCGAAUCCGGAUUCCUGUAACAUAAAUAGUAAUUACGAACCUAUGCCGAGUCAAUUGACCUACAAUAAUUCAAGUAAUCAGAAUUAUUCAGCAAGUGGUCAGUACGCUUCGGGUCGUUAUGGAAAUAGUAAUCAGUCAACGAACAGUACCGGCGACGGUACCGAAAGUAAUAAUAGUUCUAAGAGACUGCAAGGACAUCCACUGAAGAGUUUCAGUGUGCCCGCACCACCACCACAAUCAGCGCCUUCCACACCCGCACAACAAAAACACGCAGCUUCCCAAGUAAUAGUGCGACCGGCAAUGUCGGGAAGUCCCUACAAAAAAACUCUCGGCGCCAGUCAGUUGACGAAGAAUCGACUGGUCUCUGCAUCGAGCACAAAUCACACACCAGAAGAAGUCGAACGACUGAAGCCUUCAUACAGCACUGAAGAAUUGAAUCAAGAAAUGGCUACAUUGGAUGGGCUCAUGAAAGACUUGAAUGCCAUAACUGCAUCUGAGUUUGAGUGCUAGAGUGUUUUCCCUAAAAAAAAAAUACCAUGUGCCAUCUCCAACCGGGACUUAAUUAAUUGAUUGCAUUUCUAAAUGUUAGUAUCUGAGAGACGACUGUGGCAUUCCACUAGUUAAACAUACUCAAGUUUGUGGUUUUUUUCUUCUAUUUAUUUAAUUUUUAUUUUUCUAAUUUCUCCUCAUUAGGAUUCAAAUUCUUAAUUUUUGUUUUCGAUAGUCAUUUAUUCUUAUUUUCGUUAAAAACUUAUUUUCAUUGGAAAGAUUAUAAAUCUUUUUGUAGAAAAGUAAAUUUAGAUUUUUUUAAAACUUUACGUCUACUUUUAGUAGGAAAGUAAAUU